Molecule: messenger RNA, 1092 nt
Organism: Saccoglossus kowalevskii
Lineage: Eukaryota; Metazoa; Hemichordata; Enteropneusta; Harrimaniidae
Product: alpha-2,8-sialyltransferase 8E-like
Biological process (GO): N-glycan processing; oligosaccharide metabolic process
Molecular function (GO): alpha-N-acetylneuraminate alpha-2,8-sialyltransferase activity
Source: RefSeq, a predicted model, not a curated record
AUGGCCAAUGUCACGGCGACAAUACAACGUUGGUACGAAUGGAAUCUCGAGAGAUCUUAUCAGACACGAUACCAUGUUACAGGGGAUCCUGGAGAUUCAUUAAAUCAUAUCAUGACCACCCAUUUGCUUGAGACAGUUCCAAGAAGCGACAACAACGAGUCAUUGAAUGAGUCGGCAGAAGAUUCGCAUAGUCUAGAAGAGAUGAAACGUUAUGCACAUAACUUCUCGUUGCCAUGGCAUUACAAUAGAAUUGCUCUAGAUGAUCUCAGAAAAGAAUUAGAGAACGGAAUAGCGGCUUGGGAGGACGCAAUUGUUACUCAAGAAAACACAAAGGCCAACACUAGUUUACAUUAUGCUAUCGGAAAUGGAAGAACGCCCAUCACUCAGAAAAUAUAUAAAAUAUUGCCAAAGAAAAGCCCGUUUACUGUGAACAGGUUCGGGACAUGUAGCGUGGUUGGCAAUGGAGGCAUACUGAUAAAUGGAAGCUGCGGUAACGUUAUUGAUAAAUCAGAAUUUGUAUUCAGGUGUAAUCUAGCAACGAUCGGAGAAUAUGCACGUGAUGUCGGAAGAAAGACCAAUCUAACGUCUAUCAAUAAAUUAAUUUUACGCCAGAGAUACGGUGGCCUGAAAGGUCAAGAGAAUGUAUUACAAUUUCAGCUGGACAUGGCUGAGUAUCCUGGGUUACUAUGGCUACCAGCGUUUGCCAAUCACCAGUGUUUGGAGGACUGCUAUCGUGCACGCGAAGAGAUCAAUUCCGGCGUAAAUGAAAUAGUUUUCGGGAAUCCCAAUCAUUUUCUACAAGUGUCUAGGUAUUGGAGAAAGAAAUAUAACUUACGGCGUCUUUUGACAACAGGGUUCUACCUAGUCAACGUCGCUCUGGCUUUGUGUGAAGAAACCCAUCUGUUUGGUUUCUGGCCGUUUUUACAAAAUCCUAAUGAAGAAACACUAAAGUUUCAUUACUACGACGACAUGCAUUUCGAAAAGGCGAAGUUGAUUCAUUCUUUUCCGAUCGAAUUUAAAAUAUUACACGAUCUUCACCAGAACGGGGUUCUACAACUGCAUGUUGACACAUGCUAUGAUGGCAGGAGGUGA